AAAGUAAACAGAAUCCACAAAAGUUGCAGUGAUUUUAAAAAUAGAUAGAAAACAGGCCAUCUGCCUCUUAACGUAGCGUAGCAGGAAGGAUUAAAUCCAGAUUAUGGUGGAGUCAAAGUGUGUGUGUGUGUGUGUGUGUGGUCAUCAGUGUGUCCUUGACUACACAGACAAGCAGCAGGUUAGCUAAGAACUACAGUCGGAUUUCACAGCUAAAGAAGCCAAAACUGAAGGACAGCACUUUUUCAUCAACAAAGUCAUUUUCAUCUUAGCAGGCCAGGAAGUUUCAGAACUCACGAUGGCCUUUUUGCUCAAGAGUAUGAUUGGGAACCCGUUGUCGGGAAUGGGCCUCGGUGGCGGAGGUGACAAAGAAGAAGAGGCCACCCCCUCGGAUCCAGCUAAAGCAGCGGGAAUGACCCGUGAGGAGUAUGAAGAGUACCAAAAACAGCUGGUGGAGGAGAAGAUGGAGAGAGAUGCUGAUUUCUUACACAAGAAGGCAGAAAGAGCGACGCUCAGAGUUUGCCUCAGAGACAAGUACCGACUGCCAAAGAGUGAGCAGGACGAGAACAUGAUCGAGAUGGCCGGGGAUGACGUGGACGUGCCAGAGGAGCUCCUCAAGAUGGUGGAUGAGGACGCCACAGAGGAAGAGGGCAAGGACUCCAUCAUGGGCCAGAUACAGAAUUUGCAGAACAUGGACAUGGACCAGCUCAAAGAGAAAGCCUCAGCGACCAUGACUGAGUUGAAGAGUAAAGCGGAGGAGAAGUGCUCCAUCAUGUGAGCCCACUUCAAUGGCGGCGAGGGAAUUUCAAAAGGAAAUUCAAUCCAAACACCAUCUGGGAAUCAACAGUCCACAGUGUGUCAAAAUUAAGAAGAUUCUGUACCUAAAUAUGACAUUUAUUUACACAUUAUUACAGUUAGUGGUGUGAACACCAAAUGAGGCUUCACGAAGCACUGGCUGUUUUUUCUGAGCCCACUAGAUGGCGGCGUGACUUCAUAAAAGCAUUCAAAUGAAAGUGC
This is a messenger RNA of Thalassophryne amazonica, 1014 nucleotides long. It is a transcript of the gene cplx4a, whose product is annotated as complexin 4a. Gene Ontology annotation, cellular component: SNARE complex; terminal bouton. Gene Ontology annotation, biological process: synaptic vesicle exocytosis; regulation of neurotransmitter secretion; neurotransmitter transport. Gene Ontology annotation, molecular function: syntaxin binding. The transcript has 3 exons. The record is from RefSeq and is a predicted model, not a curated record. NCBI's taxonomy places the organism in Eukaryota, Metazoa, Chordata, Actinopteri, Batrachoidiformes, Batrachoididae. Bases 296 to 775 code for a protein of 159 amino acids.